Plectropomus leopardus (leopard coralgrouper) is the source of this 4976-nucleotide messenger RNA. RefSeq names its product SEC31 homolog B, COPII coat complex component (gene sec31b). NCBI's taxonomy places the organism in Eukaryota, Metazoa, Chordata, Actinopteri, Perciformes, Serranidae. Gene Ontology annotation, biological process: endoplasmic reticulum organization; COPII-coated vesicle cargo loading; endoplasmic reticulum to Golgi vesicle-mediated transport. The record is from RefSeq and is a predicted model, not a curated record. Gene Ontology annotation, cellular component: COPII vesicle coat; endoplasmic reticulum exit site. Gene Ontology annotation, molecular function: structural molecule activity; protein binding.
AGUACUUUGAUCGGAAGCUGCCUGCGGCUAAGCUGCUAGCUUGGCUGAUAAGAAGCUAGCUCUCUGGUUUGUUGUGGGUGCGGACAGCCAGGCUGUGAUACAGACAGUUGACGAUUUGAAACUUAAAGAGGACUAUGAAGCUAAAGGAGAUCCAGAGGACUGCCCAUCAGGCGUGGAGUCCUGCCUCGCACCACCCCAUCCACCUGGCCUUAGGGACAUCAGCUCAGCAGCUGGAUGCCUCUUUCAACACCACAGCUGCCCUAGAGAUAUUUGAGGUGGAUUUUACUGACCCAUCUCUGGACAUGCAGCUCAAAGGGUCAUUACCCACCACGAACAGGUUGCACAGCAUCGUGUGGGUGAAUUUUGGAAUGGGAGCGGAUGGUACUGGAGGGAGACUGGUUGGUGGCAGUGAAAAUGGCACAUUAACUGUAUAUAACCCAGAGGUCAUAAUGAACUCCGGAGCAGAGGCAGUAGUGGGACAGUCUGACAAGCACACAGGACCCGUCAGAGCACUCGAUUUUAACCCUUUUCAGAGUAAUCUCCUCGCAUCAGGAGCAAAUGAUUCAGAGAUAUAUAUCUGGGAUCUGAACAACUUUAGCAGUCCGAUGACACCAGGAGCAAAGACACAGCCUGCUGAGGACAUCAGCGUUGUCUCCUGGAACAGGCAGGUCCAGCACAUCCUGGCCUCGGCCAACCCCAGUGGGAAAGCAGUCGUGUGGGACCUGAGGAAGAACGAGCCCAUCAUCAAGAUCAGCGACCACAGCAACAGGAUGCACUGUUCGGGAAUGCUCUGGCAUCCUGACGUGGCCACACAGUUGGUGCUGGCCUCUGAAGAUGACCGACUGCCAGUCAUCCAGAUGUGGGACCUCCGUUUUGCCACAUCGCCCCUUAAAGUCCUUGAGAACCACACAAGGGGAAUUUUGUCCAUAUCUUGGAGCCAGGCUGAUGCUGAGCUCCUACUGAGUAGCGCUAAAGACAACAGGAUCCUCUGCUGGAAUCCAAACACUGGAGAGGUCAUUUAUGAGCUUCCAACAACAAACCAGUGGUGCUUUGACGUCCAGUGGUGCCCCAGGAAUCCAGCCCUACUUUCAACAGCCUCAUUUGACGGCAGAAUCACUGUGUACUCUGUGAUGGGAGGCAGCCUGAAGGCUCAGCAGCAGAGCACAGCUGAUAAGAUAUCCUCCUCAUUUGAUUCAAUGGAUCCCUUUGGUACGGGGCAGGUGCUGCCUCCCCUGCAGGUUCCUCAGCCUUCAAUCCAGGACACCAUAGUCCCCCCUCUGAAGAAGCCACCGAAGUGGGUGCGCAGGCCAGUGGGGGCUUCCUUUGCUUUUGGUGGAAAGCUGAUAACCUUUGAGAAUCCCAAGAUGCCUCCAGUGCAGAGCCCCCAGCCUGUCCCCAGGCAAGUGUUUGUGAGCCAGGUUACCACGGAGACGGAGUUCCUCCAGCGCUCGAGGGAGCUGCAGGCGGCGCUGCAGGCGGGCUCCUUCAACAACUACUGCCAGGCCAAGAUUCAGGCCGCCAAGUCCGACGCUGAGCAGGACAUAUGGAAGUUCCUUCUGGUAAACUUUGAGGACGAAGCCCGCGUUAAAUUCCUCAGACUUUUGGGUUUUAGCAAAGAUGAGCUGGACAAAAAGAUUUCAAAAUGCCUGGGGAAGAGUUUUCAGCCCAAUGGACAUGGAGUCGAUGCCAAAGAUCUGGCAGAAAAGAUGCAGCGACUCUCCACUGAGAGAUCUGAUGUAGCAACUGUGGUAGGUGAUGCUAGAACCUCAGGUUCUGUGUCACCUGCAGACUUCUUUAGCCAGACGCCAAAGGAAAACUCCAACUUCCAGAUACCUGUAACAUGUGAUACUGAUGGUUUGAUAAGCCAGGCGCUGCUGGUUGGUAACUUUGAGGGAGCCGUGGAUCUGUGUCUGAAUGACGGUCGUUACGCUGAAGCCAUCCUGCUGUCCAUCAGUGGAGGAGAGGAGCUGCUCAAGAAAACUCAGCAGAAAUACUUAAGCAAUCAAAAGAACAGCAUUUCAAUGCUCAUUUCAUCAGUGGUGACCCAGAACUGGAGGGACAUUGUGCAAAGCUGCGAGUUGGACAAUUGGAAGGAGGCUCUGGCCGCUCUGCUGACCUACGCUCACCCUGAAGAUUUUGCCCGUCUGUGUGAUACCCUGGGAGGCCGGUUGGAGCAUGAGAAGACAGAGAAGCGCUGCCUGCAGGCCUGUCUGUGUUACAUCUGCUCUGGGAACAUUGAGAAGCUGGUGGAGUGCUGGGCGCUGCACAGAGACUGCUCCUCCCCUCUGGGUCUAGAGGAUCUGGUUGAAAAAGUAAUGAUGCUACGCAAGUCAAUCGAACGCCUCCGCAACAGCGAGGUGGCAGUCCAGAGCCCGAUCCUGGCCGAGAAGCUAACCUGCUACGCUGGGAUACUGGCUGCAGAGGGCAGUCUGGCCACUGCAAUGACCUACCUGCCUGAGAACUCAGAUCAAGCUGGGAUCAAGAUGCUGAGAGACAGGCUGUUUCACGCUCAGGAAGAGGCUGCCGCCGCACAGCAGCCUCAAAACUCCUUCAACAGAGUCAACGUGUCCACAGCCAAGCCCACGCCUGCUGCUCAGGCUCCUGCACCAAAAGCACAAAUUAUGAGUCAGUACCAGCCCUCUGCUCCUCCCCAGGCUGCCCAACAGCAGCCUCCUAUGCCAUCAUUUUUUAACCCACAAGCUCCAGCCAACACCGGGCCUGGUCUGCCGCCGCCUUCUCAUGUACUGCCGCCCAGUGCAACCCGCCCUGCUUUGAGGCCUUCCUACCCCCAACAUCCUGCUCCGGCUCCAGGUUUCCUUCCUCAUCAGCCAUUCCAGCCUCAGCCUAUGCCCAUCGGCGGACCCUCAGGCUUCCCUCCAGGUCCUUCUAUGCCAGCUGCUAACUUAUCAGGACCGCCACUACCGCCUCCGUCAUCGAACCCUGGAGGCAUGCCCCCGAUGCCCAGCCCCGGGGUUCCACCGACGAGCUUCAUGCCGACUACCUCUUUACCGUCAGGCCCCAUGGUGCCCAGCUCCCAACCCGGAGCCCCGGUUCCCCUGUACCCAGGGGGCCCCCACAGCCAGGGGCCUGCACCCCCUAUGGCAUCUGGUCCCUACGCGCCUCUCGGAUCAGGGUACCCACAAGGAGGCCCCGGAGCUCCUGCUGUAAAGCCCUUCUCUGCCCCUGCUGUUGCUCCUCCGCCCACAGGACCCCAAGAAGGCUGGAACGACCCACCAGCAGUACGAGGUGGACCCCGGAAGAAGAAGGUGCCUGAUAACUACACUCCACCAGCUCCCAUCACUGCCCCUGUGAUGGGAUUCCCUGUGGAGGCCCCUCAGCCUCACGAUCACGCCCAAGUCCCACCUGGAGCCCCCCAGGAGCCCAGCGUGCAGCUCCUGCAGCAGCUGCCAGCAGAGAGGGUGGAGCAGAAAGAAAUCCCAGCUGAACACAUGGUCCUUAAAUCCACCUUUGACAGUCUGGUGCAGCGCUGCCAGCUCGCUGCAGGAGACCCUCAAACAAAAAGGAAACUUGAUGACGCAGCCAAACGUUUGGGAUACCUGUAUGACAAGCUGAGAGAGCAGUCGCUCUCUCACAACAUCCUGAACGGGCUUCAUGAGAUCAGCCGCUGUGUGGCGAGCCAGAACUACCAGCGGGGCCUGGAGGUCCACACCCAGGUGGUCAGCAGCAGCAACUUCAGCGAGAUCUCCGCCUUCAUGCCCAUCCUCAAGGUGGUCAUGACCAUCGCCAACAAGCUGGGCGUCUAACCCCCCCUCCCCUGGGGGACACUACCAACCAGACUUCAGUGUUGUCAUAUUGUUAUAUAUGUAUUUAUUUCUUUUUGACCUGAUGAUGCGCUUUGAUAACGAGAAUAAUAACUGAUGAUAUUGCAGAUUGUGGUCUUCAUCACUCCAUACAUAUUCCUUCCCGGAGGCUGAUUUUGGGGGCAGUUGAGGUGGAUUUUUGUAGUCGAUGUUGCCGUGGUAAUUUUAUGAUAAAAAUGAAUGUAUUCUGAAAGUUGUGAUUCUGUGUAAAUUCAACAGUUGAUGUAAAAUACGAAGUUUGAAUCAAGGCGGUGUUUGUAAAAGUAGUUACAUUUUUCAUAGUCCGCAUUACACUCGACACCCGCGUGUGUAUUUCCUCUGAUAACUUCUGAUUGAAUACAUGCAGUGCUUCAACUGCAGAAAUAAAAUUAAAAAAAAAACAUCUGGGACGAGCAGCUUCUUAAAAUGGCGAGAAUAAAAACUUUGGUUGCACUUGCUGUCUAUCCUGUUGGUGUAGUUUGUACGAGGGAGAAAACGCGCCAUGUUCUUUCUACUGUGUGUCAUUUCACGCAUCGAGAAAACACUGUAACAUAAAUACUGAUUGUUCUCCCCACCUGCUGUAACAGAUUGUGUCCAGUUGAUUGUGCCAUGAGGGGCUUUUGGGCCAAAGCACUGCAGAAGAAUGCCAUACAGUGAUUGUCAAGAUGCUGUCUAUUUAAUUUGUUCUUAAUUUUGUGUUAAAUGAGCUCUUUUAGCACUGUUACUUCCUGAUAGCUUGUGUGCGACUGACAUUUUUCUUUUUCCCCUCAGAACUGCUUCAGUGUGCAUGUUUCUCUGCUGAGUUCGCACGGCAGCUCAUAAACAAAAAUUACAUUAAUUUAUGAUGAACUGCAAAUGAAUUGACAUCCAUGCUCUGUUAAAGAUGCUUUCACACAUCGAUCUAUAACUCUGGACUACUUUUUUUUUUUUUUUUUUAAAUCAUAUUUGUUUUAGAUUAGAUCAUACGAUGAACUUAACUGACCUGAAUAAUGAAAACAUGAUAUUUUUCAGAGGUUUGAAGCUGGACAUAAAGCUGGAUAGUUUGGUGUAUCAUGGCAGCAGAAGGCAGUAAAGUGCCUCUGUGCUCAUUUUGGUUGCACAGAUAUUUAUACAAUCCAUGUUGCUUACUUUACUCAUUUCGGUAUCUUUUUCAAAUAAAACUUCACUUCAAAGGUU